Messenger RNA from Physella acuta, 372 nucleotides. RefSeq lists its product as uncharacterized. Lineage: Eukaryota; Metazoa; Mollusca; Gastropoda; Physidae. The record is from RefSeq and is a predicted model, not a curated record.
AUGGUUAAACCCCCUAUCGUGGCCAUGGUUAAACCCCCUAUCGUGGCCCCUGUUAAACCCCCUAUCAUGGCCAUGGUUAAACCCCCUAUCGUGGCCAUGGUUAAACCCCCUAUCGUGGCCAUUGUUAAACCCACUAUCGUGGCCAUUGUCCCUGUUAAACCACCUAUCGUGGCCAUGGUUAAACCCACUAUCGUGGCCAUGGUUAAACCCCCUAUCGUGGCCAUGGUUAAACCCCCUAUCGUGGCCAUGGUUAAACCCCCUAUCGUGGCCAUGGUUAAACCCCCUAUCGUGGCCAUGGUUAAACCCCCUAUCGUGGCCAUUGUUAAACCCACUAUCGUGGCCAUUGUUAAACCCACUAAAGGUCCCUGUUAA